UUUUUUUUUGAUCGGCUUGAGCCCACCCGUAGAUUCACCCGUGAUUACAUUGUUAUUUUAUGAUAUUAUAUUUUGUAAUGCAGUGUGUUGCACUACCGGAACAGAAUGAGGGCACGAAAUCCCUUUACACGGGAAGGCAUCCGGGUUCUAAAAUGAAUAUACCUUUUUGGGGAUGGUUGAAGUAGAAUUGAGCUCCUUUCGCAUCCCAGAACGGGCCAUGAGUAUUAAUUUUCUGGUCUCUUUCAUGCAAAUCCAUUAAUUUUUUUUUUUCUUUUUUUAUGAAGAUUAGCCCAAAAUUGUGGUCAUGGAGGCCCAUAGUUUUUGGGCCUCUUUCAGCCCAAGGUCUAUCUCUCUUAUAUAAAUUCUCGAUCGUCUCUUUCAUCUACUCAUUGGCAAUCAAAUUUCCGACUCCAGAAUCAAGUGUUCAAGAAGUUGCGAUAAGCGUGAAAAUUUUCUAGAGAGAGAAAGUGAAGAAAUGAAUGGGACGUCGUCUCCCCUUCUGGUUUACUUGUCAGAAGAACCUGACUAUGACGAAGCACAAUCAGUUGAAAACAUAGAAAUGUCUGCGCAAGGUCAUGGAGGAGACGAAGACGACGACGACGACGAUGAUGAUGACGACGUGGAUGACAUAGCAGAGCAAUUCCAAUGCAUGAGUAUGACCCUCCACAAACGAGAACCAACCAAGCGAGGUGAAGAGCCAGUACAAUUGGACAACUAUGGUGUUUGGAGGCAAGAACAGAAGAGCAGAGCAGCAAAGCUAGAGAAACAUCUCAGGGCUCUAGACGACCUAAUUGAGGAACAACUGAACCGUUUCCAUGCCCAUUACAGCCAUCCCAUGGUCACAACCCGGCUCAAGGAUGUGGUCCAAUUGCUCGUGCCCAAGUGGGCCUCAGCCCACGAGAUGGCCGCUCAGGCCUGGUUUGGAGAUUGGAGGCCCUCCGCCAUUUUGGACCUCCUCCGCUCACUUGCACGCUCCUCACCUUCUUCGUUGUCUGAACCAAAUGACAUCGAACAGGCCUUGCCGGAUCUGAUCCAUGAGAUGCGGAUCGAGGAGGUGGUGCUGGAUGAGGAAAUGGGUGAGAUCCAAUCCACUUGUAUCCUCAACCUCCCUUUUGGGAUGGUCGACAACAGGCACAAUGGGCCUGGGUCUGCUAUGGCUUUUGUUCGGUCCGAGUUCAAUAAGAUCUUCGGGGUCAUCACUAAGGCCCAGAACCUCAGGUUCAAGGCAUGGGAGAUGGUGGUGAAGAAAGUGCUGAGCCGAACGGAUGCAGCCGAGUUCUUGGUGGCGUUCGCGGGAAUUCAAGACUCGAUCCACCAGGCCGCCACUCAGGCCAAGUUGCGCAAAGGUCCGGUCUCAUUGCCGGUCAAGGCCUUGGGGUCUAGUUGAGAAGCAUUUACAAAACCCCUGCUUCUAUAGUUGCAGUACCAGUAAAAUGUUGAUACACUCUUUUGAAUUGUUGAAAUGGUAAUAGAUGUUAAGACACCUUUUUUGGGACAACAUUGUAUGCUCAUUGAUGUGAAAUAGUCUAUGUCUACAGAAAUCAAUAUAGAGA
This is a messenger RNA of Cornus florida, 1553 nucleotides long. RefSeq lists its product as uncharacterized. The record is from RefSeq and is a predicted model, not a curated record. Gene Ontology annotation, biological process: DNA-templated transcription. The coding region runs from base 476 to 1387 and encodes 303 amino acids. Gene Ontology annotation, molecular function: sequence-specific DNA binding. Lineage: Eukaryota; Viridiplantae; Streptophyta; Magnoliopsida; Cornales; Cornaceae. The transcript is spliced from 4 exons.